Messenger RNA from Diachasma alloeum, 1946 nucleotides. RefSeq lists its product as uncharacterized. Gene Ontology annotation, cellular component: membrane. The record is from RefSeq and is a predicted model, not a curated record. Gene Ontology annotation, molecular function: calcium ion binding. NCBI's taxonomy places the organism in Eukaryota, Metazoa, Arthropoda, Insecta, Hymenoptera, Braconidae. Gene Ontology annotation, biological process: homophilic cell-cell adhesion.
UGGGCGGUGGUACAAACGGCAUAACCGAGUGGACAAUCGAAGACAUAUCUAAGAAGUACGUCGAUAACUUCAAGCUAAACGCCUCUCAAAACUUUGAAAAAAUAGAGAUUACUCUAGUGAAACCCCCCGCCUCAUUUUUCCAGGAAUCUUUUGUUGCGUUGAUCCUGACAGCAAAGAAAGUAGGAGCUGCAGCGAGCACAGUCAUUCACCUGACUCUCCCAGGAAGACAAUCGAACGAGAUCCCUGAGGCAGUCCCUCCAAAAGAGGACAGCAGCCCAGAUUCAACUGCUGUCAUAAUCACACUUGCUGUUUUAUUAGCCAUCGUGUCAGCUGCUCUCGUCGCCUGCAUUGUUCUCCUGAGGAGACGAGGGAGAGCAGCUAAACCAGUGGAGAAGAUCAAUGGAGCUGCUGAGGCACGAGGAGAGAUGAGGGAAGUCGAAAGAAUGGAUAGUGAUCCGAGUUCAAACGGCGUCCCGAGACGAUCAGUGGCGUUCAACGACACUGUUGAGGAAAUAAAAGUUGCCAGACUGUGAUACCAUAAAUACCUGACUACAGAUUGAAGCGGAAAUCCGCUGGAAUCUGCUCAUUUAUGUCGGACUUCCGGGGAUUCAUCGUUAAAGCCAAAAAAAAAUGUCUAAUAUAAUUCAGCAGUGAAGUAACGCAACUAUUAAUGAAGGAUACUUCAAUUUAAUUCAACGUCACUUCAAUUUAGAAUUUCUUUUUGGAGAAUGAACAAAAAUUAAUCUAGAAUUCAACUUGAUUUAUUUUUAUUUCAACUAAAUUUCAAUUUUUUAAUUUUUAUGCAAACCUUCUAGCACAAAUUUUACUGGUCUUUACGUCAAAUUUAUUUAUUCAUUCUGCUGUAUUCCCUGCCGAAUAAUGAAAUCAGAGAAUGCAAAUUGAAUAAGCGAUUGUGGGAAAAUUAAUUUUUGUAUUUUUCUUGCAAUAAAUUCCGUUGAAAAUUGAAAAUUAAAUUAAAAGUGUAUUAAAAAUAAAAAAUUAAAUUAAAUUAAAUUAAAGUGUCUCUUAAAAUAAAUUUCGAUAACUUAUUCGCGUUCGAUGCGAAGAAAAUCGGCGCAGUUAUUAAAAUCGAUACAAAUUGCGAAUCAGCGUUUAUGAAUGUAAUCCUCGUACAAGAAUGCAUCACUCGAGGGCAGUCUUGCAUUCCUGGGUGUCGCUGCAUCGAAAAUGGAGGACACAGACUAUUCUGCGCAGAUAAACUAAUUAAAUUGUAUUUUUAGCGUUUAAUCUGCUUCCGGAGAAGAGAGAAGAAGACACGGGUAAAAGUCCAGAAAUUUUAGUGAGUUUGUUUCGAAAAUAACUCCUAAACUAACGAGUUUAUCGAAAAAAGCCAGAAAACCUUAUUUGGGGAGAAUUUUAUGGGCUUUAAAUCACAUCUUGUGACAUUUUUCGAUAAACCUAUUAGUUUAUGAGAUAUUUCGUAAAAUCCAAAUGCUUUUCGUUUCAAUUAAAAUUUUUUAAAUUAAAACUGGUUUAAGAAUUUUAAUUUAAAAAUUUUCAUUGAAAAUAUUUAAUCAUUAAAUUUUGUAGGAUAUCUUUGACCUCAUGGGAUUCAUCAAAGUAGUACAACCAUAACUCAAAUUUUUGAGAUGAAAAUUUGAAAUAAAUUCUGACCAGAAGUUCACAUAAAUAAAAACAUUUCGGUUUUAAUUAAUAUUCGCAAUUCAUAAUUUCAUAAUUGAUUCAGAAGUGGUAAAAUAACGCAGUCUUACGAGAAAAUAAAUUUUUCAGGAUUAGAGAGAAGAUUAAGAUACAGAAAAAAAUCUAAAAAAAUAAUAAAAAGAAAAAAAAUAAUUAAAAAUUUUAUGCUAUUGUUUAACAAAACAAUGAUCAAGUGAAUUCGCUAGGUAAAUUUUUUCCGGGCAUUUUAAAUUCAUGUCUCCUCAGACUUUGCAUGUAUUACUUUAAGUAUCUCAACAUAAAUA